UCUCAAUGACAGUUCCAGGUCGAAUCAGUGACUAUCAGAGUGCGUUUUCGGUAUUCGACUAUUCAAAAGUGUACCAAAAAUCCGAACUUUUUUUAGACUAUAUGGCCUAGUCUUAGUGUAGGCACCAGUGCUGGCAAUCACACUGUUACAAAUAGUUGAGCUCUUGGCAAUCGUCAGUCAGCAGUGAAGUGUUGACUGCACUGUAUGUGCAGAUAAAAGUUUUUCUUCGUAAAUUUUCUCAAAUCACAGUCAUGGGAGGUUUUGCUUGGGUGACUUUAGCCACGAACGAUUCGUACUCUUUGGGGGCCCUAGUUUUGGCCCAUUCCCUCAAACAAGUAGGGACCAAACACCGAUUGGCCGUGCUUGUCACUCCUGGAGUCACCAAUUCGAUGAGAGCAAAACUCGCAACUGUUUUUGAUCUCGUCCAGGAGGUUAAUAUUUUGGAUUCGAAAGAUGAAUCGAAUCUAAGGUUGUUGAAAAGGCCUGAAUUGGGGGUUACAUUUACGAAAUUGCACUGCUGGCGCCUUACACAGUUCGACAAAUGUGUAUUUUUGGAUGCAGACACGUUGGUAUUACAAAAUUGUGAUGAAUUGUUUGAGCGAGAGGAAUUAUCAGCAGCGCCUGAUGUUGGCUGGCCUGAUUGCUUCAAUUCGGGGGUUUUCGUUUACCGGCCUUCGAACGAAACUUAUGAUAAGUUGGUACAAUUUGCUGUAGAAAAGGGCAGUUUUGAUGGAGGGGACCAGGGAUUGCUUAAUUUGUAUUUUUCUGAUUGGGCCACCAAAGAUAUUAGUAAACAUUUGCCAUUCAUUUACAAUCUUUGCUCCACAGCGUGUUACUCAUAUUUGCCAGCUUUCAAACAAUUUGGAGCUGAUGCGAAAAUAAUUCAUUUUAUUGGCUCAUCAAAGCCUUGGUUGCAAUAUUUCAACACGGAAACAAGAAAAGUACAACCGACUCCUGAUGUGAAACACUUGGAAGCCAUUUUGCAACAAUGGUGGAAUAUUUUCUGCCUUCUGAUCCACCCUGCGUUAACUCCAGACAUGGCUCGAAGCAGUUCAGAUGUUACGCACACUAAGUCCUUUCGCACUUCCCCCCAACCUAAAAAUAUUCCCGUUUGGGAUCCUUGGGAGGAGUACGACCUAAAACAAUCAUUUCCCGUCACUCAAACCGAGCCUAAUCCCAAUCAGGAAAAAUCCCAAAUCCCGGAAAUAUUUGAGCCACAAAUAAAGCCUGUUGAAUCUCACAAUACAAAUGCAGAUACCGCCAGUCAUGAAAGUAGUUCCUAUUUAAAUCCCGAAUCGAAAUCCCAAAAUUUUGAACCCUCGAAUUCAUCUUGUGAUAAUCCUCAAUUUGAAGACUGCCAUCCCACUCCAAUAGAGACUGAUAAUUACGUUCCUAAGCUUUUACACGUUGAACCUAAACCUACUGAUGAUGUUCCUAAGCUUUUACACGUUGAACCUAAACCUGCUGAUGAUGUUCCUAAGCUUUUACACGUUGAACCUAAACCUGCUAAUGAUGUUCCUAAGCGUUUGCACAUUGAACCUGAACCUAAUAAACCUAGUCCUCCCGUGCCAUCAAAUGACUGUGAAGCUGCCGCUGUUUGUGAAAAGACAUUGCAUACACCCCCUUGUCAGGAUAAGACUGAUACUGGAUUAGCUGGUGCCUUUGCCCAGCUCACUUUAGGUGCGCCCAGGACUGCGGAACAAAGUGCCCUUGAUGACCAUUUGAGACGACAAGGCUGGGAAGUUGGGAAUAUCGAUUAUAUGGGAAGAGACUCGUUUGAUAAUAUUUGGAACAAGAUUUGUCAAACUCUCUCAGCGGGAUUACCGGAAGACGCUCCGAAAACUACAGACGCGAAACCUCCAGCGACUGAUGCAAAACCGGUUGAGGAAAAAGUACCCGAAGCACCAGCAGCACCUCCUCAAGAAGCUAAACUUGAAACACCCAAACCACAAGAAACUCAACUUUCCACAGAAUGUCCCCAAUGUCCAAUUACACAAAAACCUAAAGAAGAAACUCCACAAUGUCCAUUACCACCGAAAGUACAAGAAGUAGCCGAAAAACCGAAAGAAAGUGACAAACCUGAAAUUCCCCAAACUCCCGCUACUCCCACUAAAGAAGUUCCUGUAGCCCCACAACCUCCAAUUGGUACUGCAGCUCCCUCAGCACAGCAACCAAUUGGAACCCCGCCACAAGAAAUCCCCAUUGCGCCUCAAAUUCAGCCAACAGCUCCAACUCCCCCUGAAACUUUGCAACCUACACCACAACCUCAAACACCACCAGUUGUAGCAAAAGAACAACCAUCGGCUCCAGUUGCACCACAAGGGCAACCUCCAGCUCCAAUUACAGAACAACCUAAAGCUCCAACUGCACCACAGACACCGCCAGUUGCUACCACAGAACAACCCCCAGCUGCGGCCGCUCCACAAACACCGCCAGUUGCAGCAAAAGAUCAACCUCCAGUUGCAAUUGUACCACAGACACCUCCACUUGCAGCCGCUCCACGGACACCCCCAGUUGCAGCUCCUCCAGCUGCAAUUGUACCACAGACAGCGCCAGUUGCAGCACAAGAACAACCUCCAGCUCCAGUUGUACCACAGAUACCACAAGCCGCAGCAAACGAACAACCUCCAACUCCAGUUGUACCACAGACACCCCCAGUUGCAGCACAAGAACAACCUCCAACUCCAGUUGUACCACAGACGCCCCCAGUUGUAGCAUCAGAAAAACCUCCAACUCCAGUAGCAGAACAACCUCCUGCAUCUCAAGCUCCGCCUGCUGAACCUGACAAAGGAAAGGUUGAAUCGAUACAAUCAAAGCCUGAAACAACACAAGCCACUCCACAGACACCACCAAUUGCAGCACAAGAACAACCUACAGCUCCAGUUGCGGCCACUCCACAAACACCCCCAGUUGCAGCAAAAGAACAACCUCCAACUCCAGUUGUACCACAGACACCCCCAGUUGCAGCCGCUCCACAGACACCGCCAGUUGCAGCACAAGAACAACCUCCAACUCCAGUUGUACCACAGACACCCCCAGUUGCAGCAACAGAAAAACCUCCAACUCCAGUAGCAGAACAACCGCCUCCAGCUGCAGCUGCAUCUCAAACUCCGCCUGCUGAACCUGGCAAAGGAAAGGUUGAAUCGAAACAAUCAAAACCUGAAACAACGCAAGGUGGGGCGUCUGUAGCAUCACCUACUCCUCCACCUCGUAAAGGAAGUGGUGGUGGAAAGAAGUCGAAAUCAAAAAAAUAAUUAUUGUAUUUCUUAUAGUGUGUUCAAAACAGCCUUUUUUGUUUCAUUUAACGUGCUAACGCAGUUAUAUUGCGUAACAAAAAAGCCUAAUAUGGGUUAGAGUCGUUGUUUUUUUUUGUAUUUAUUUAUAAUACUUGCGUAAGUAGUUAGUUGCUGAUUUAUACUUGGUUGUGUUUCUAUGAAAAUAAAACAAUUUUUCAAGCGA
Messenger RNA from Tribolium madens (black flour beetle), 3459 nucleotides. Its product is annotated as pollen-specific leucine-rich repeat extensin-like protein 1. Gene Ontology annotation, molecular function: glycosyltransferase activity. The transcript has 10 exons. Gene Ontology annotation, cellular component: cytoplasm. The record is from RefSeq and is a predicted model, not a curated record. NCBI's taxonomy places the organism in Eukaryota, Metazoa, Arthropoda, Insecta, Coleoptera, Tenebrionidae. Bases 252 to 3254 code for a protein of 1000 amino acids.